Molecule: messenger RNA, 3021 nt
Organism: Epithele typhae
Lineage: Eukaryota; Fungi; Basidiomycota; Agaricomycetes; Polyporales; Epitheliaceae
Product: calcium-transporting ATPase
Exons: 10
Coding region: 1-3021 (1006 amino acids)
Biological process (GO): intracellular calcium ion homeostasis; calcium ion transmembrane transport
Cellular component (GO): membrane
Molecular function (GO): ATP hydrolysis activity; P-type calcium transporter activity; ATP binding
Source: RefSeq, a predicted model, not a curated record
AUGGACGCCCCGUGGACGUGCACCGGCGACGGUGUCCUCCAACACUUCUCGGUUAAUCAGUCCCGCGGUCUGACAACCGAGGCCGCCGCGAAGCACGCCGAGCUGUACGGAAAGAACGAGCUCCCUGAGGACCCUCCGACACCAUUAUGGGAGCUCAUUCUCGAGCAGUUCAAGGACCAGUUGGUGCUCAUCCUUCUCGCUUCGGCUGUUGUCUCCUUCGUUCUCGCCCUCUUCGAAGAGUCGGACGGUUCUUCGACUUGGUGGAGCGCGUUUGUGGAACCCCUUGUCAUUCUUCUCAUCCUCGUCGCCAACGCGACUGUCGGUGUGAUCCAGGAGACGAACGCGGAGAAGGCCAUUGAUGUGAGUGCUCGCACUGUUCGCUGCAAUCCUCAGGCAUUGAAGGAAUACUCUCCCGAUGAAGCCAGCGUCCUUCGUGACGGCCAGUGGGCUCGUAUACAUGCAUCGGACAUCGUACCCGGUGAUAUUAUCUCGGUCGCAGUCGGAGAUAAGAUUCCCGCCGACUGCAGGCUUCUCUCCAUCUCGUCUACCAGCCUCCGCGUCGACCAAGCCAUUCUCACCGGGGAGAGCACCAGUGUUAGCAAAUUCACGGAUGUUGUGGCGGAUCCGAAGGCGGUGAAACAGGACAUGACGAACAUGUUGUUCUCGGGAACCACCAUCGUCAACGGCAAGGGUAACGCUGUCGUCGUGUUCACUGGUCAGAAGACUGCCAUUGGCGACAUCCACAAGUCCAUCUCGUCGCAAAUCAGCGAGAAGACCCCAUUGAAGCGCAAGUUGGACGACUUCGGCGAUAUGCUCGCGAAGGUCAUCACUGUCAUUUGUAUCUUGGUUUGGAUUGUCAACGUCCGUCACUUCUGGGACCCUGCGCAUCACGGAGUGCUCAAGGGCGCGGUCUACUACUUUAAAAUCGCCGUUGCUCUCGCUGUCGCCGCCAUUCCGGAAGGUCUUGCCGCUGUCAUCACCGCAUGCCUUGCUCUUGGUACCAAGAAGAUGGCUCAAAAGAAUGCGAUCGUCCGCAACCUGCCGUCGGUGGAAACUUUGGGAUGCACAAACGUCAUCUGCUCUGACAAGACUGGGACUUUGACGACCAACCAGAUGAGUGUUAACAAGUUCAUUGUCAUUGACAUCUCUGGGACGCCCCGGGAGUACCUUGUGGAGGGCACGACGUUCGCUCCCAAUGGCUCUGUGACUCCCGCUGAUGGCAAGGCUGUCGUCGGUGUUAGCUCAGAACCCUUGCUUCGCCUGGCCGAGAUCAGUGCCAUUUGCAACGAGUCAAAGAUUGUCUACAAUGCGGACAAGAAAGUCUACACAAACAUUGGCGAGCCCACAGAGGCCGCGCUGAAAGUGCUGGCGGAGAAGCUUCCCUGCCCUGACGGUGAGCUCGCGAAGAGCCUGUCGACUCUGGCGCCCUCCGCCCGCGCGAAUGCUUGCAACGACUACUACGAGCGAAUCAUCCCCCGCAUCCAGACUUUCGAGUUCUCUCGUGACCGCAAGAUGAUGUCGGUUCUUGCUCGUCGCAACGGCACCGGUGUCCUCUAUGUCAAGGGUGCUCCCGAGUCUGUCCUUGAGCGCUGCACGUCUGUCCUCGUGGACGGUCGUGUUAUUCCUCUUGUUCCACAGCUUCGCGAUUCCAUCCUUCGCAGCACCAUCGCAUACGGGAAUCAUGGUCUUCGUACACUCGCGCUUGCUUACGCCGACAACCAACCUACCAACCUCACUCACUACCCUGCUGAGACGACGGCGGACUACUCGCGGUUUGAGAAGGACCUCACUUUUGUUUCCGUCGUUGGCAUGCUCGACCCUCCCCGUCCCGAAGUGCGCCCCGCCGUCGCACAGUGCCAAGCUGCCGGGAUUCGCGUCAUCUGCAUCACAGGCGACAACAAGGGUACCGCGGAGACGAUUUGCAGGCAGAUCGGCAUUUUCGGCGAGAACGAGGACCUCACUGGCAAAAGUUACACUGGUCGUGAAUUCGAUGAGCUCAGUCAAGAGGAGAAGGUUAACGCCGUCUUGCGCGCAAGUCUGUUCAGCCGCACGGAGCCGACGCACAAGAGCCAACUCGUCGACAUUCUGCAAAGCCAGGGCCUAGUUGUUGCGAUGACCGGCGACGGUGUCAAUGACGCGCCUGCGCUGAAGAAGGCUGACAUCGGUGUUGCGAUGGGCAGUGGUACCGACGUUGCCAAGCUGGCCGCAGAUAUGGUGCUUACAGACUCGAACUUUGCGACCAUCGAGCAAGCUGUCGAGGAGGGUCGUUUGAUCUACAACAACACGAAGCAGUUCAUCCGCUACCUGAUCUCAUCCAACAUUGGCGAAGUAGUUUCCAUCUUCCUCACUGUUCUCCUCGGCAUGCCAGAGGCGCUCAUUCCCGUCCAACUCCUUUGGGUCAACCUCGUCACCGACAGUCUCCCCGCGACCGCGCUUGGCUUCAACCCUCCCGACCACAGCAUCAUGCGUGUUCCGCCUCGUGACAGUCGCGAACCCAUCGUCGGCAAAUGGCUCUUCUUCCGCUACAUGGUCAUCGGCAUCUACGUCGGCGUUGCGACCGUUGCCGGCUACGCGUGGUGGUUCAUGUUCUACACCGGAGGCCCGCAGAUUUCCUUCCAUCAGCUCACGCACUUCCACCAGUGCUCGACGAUGUUCCCCGAGAUCGGGUGCGAGAUGUUCACGAACGAGAUGGCGCACCGUGCCACGACGAUGUCGCUCUCGAUCCUCGUCACCGUCGAGAUGUUCAACGCUAUGAACUCGCUCUCGGAGAACGAGAGCUUGCUCCGCCUGCCGCUGUGGAAGAACCCGUUCCUCGUCGGUGCGAUCGCGCUCAGUAUGGCGCUCCACGUCGCGAUCCUGUAUAUCCCCUUCUUCACGACUUUGUUCCAGAUCACGCCGCUCAACUGGGCUGAGUGGUCAGCUGUACUCUACCUGAGCGCCCCCGUCGUGUUGAUCGACGAGGUGCUGAAAUUUGUCACGGCGACAUUCAUUUCGCCACCAUCCAAGGUCAAGAUUGAGUAG